Messenger RNA from Closterium sp. Naga37s-1, 1809 nucleotides. The record is from the annotation of a GenBank genome assembly. NCBI's taxonomy places the organism in Eukaryota, Viridiplantae, Streptophyta, Zygnematophyceae, Desmidiales, Closteriaceae.
AUGGGUGCUGGUGCUCUAUCAGGAGGCGGCAGCAUGUGGAGCCCCGUAUUUCCGCCAGCAUUCGCGGCGGGGUUCCACAUGCUGCCGCCCCCCGUGGUUCCAUUCAUGACGCCUCCUCCGGUGGCCGCCGCGCUGGCAGCUUUCCACGGAUUUGGCGUCGCUGCCGCCGCUGCCGCCGCUGCUGCCGCUGCUGCCCCUGCUGCCCCUGCUGCCGCUGCCGCUGCUGCCGCUGCUGCCCCUGCUGCCCCUGCUGCCGCUGCUGCCCCUGCUGCCCCUGCUGCCGCUGCUGCCCCUGCUGCCCCUGCUGCCGCUGCUGCCCCUGCUGCCCCUGCUGCCGCUGCUGCCCCUGCUGCCCCUGCUGCCGCUGCUGCCCCUGCUGCCCCUGCUGCCGCUGCUGCCCCUGCUGCCCCUGCUGCCGCUGCUGCCCCUGCUGCCCCUGCUGCCGCUGCUGCCCCUGCUGCCCCUGCUGCCGCUGCUGCUGUUGCUGCGCCGAGUGAAACUGCCAGUCCCAUCCCUGUGGAGGGGAAGCGGCCUCGCGGUCGACCCCACUGCUCGGCAGCGGCGGGGGUGUUGGGCGCGCAGGGCUGGGCGGCGCACAAGGGCGUGCGGCAGCGGUGGUGGGGCAAGUGGGUGACGGAGAUCCGAGAGCCGAGCCGGCGGUCGCGCAUAUGGCUGGGGUCGUUUGACUCGUGGGAGGCUGCCGCUCGCGUGUAUGACAUGGCCGCCUGGCUGCUGCGCGGACCCAAGGCACAGCUCAACUUCCCCCCCCCUCCCCCUCCCAACCACAAGUCCUCCCGCCCCGCCGCCGCUACAGCCGCUGCAGCCACUGCAGGUGCUACAGCCGGGACAGCAGAAGGCUCUCCUGCCAAGACUUCUCCGGCUCUCCUCCCCGUGCUAAUGCCGGCCGCUACAGCCGACGCACUGCUGACGGUGGCCCGUGAGUGCGCCACGUGGCAGGGCGCGGAGGACGCCAUUGCUGAGCUGGCAGCGGUGCUCAAGGCUGCGGAGGGCGAGAGGGCCAUGGUGGAGGUGACCGGUGGGGCGGCUGCUAGGAGCUUCGCUGCUGGAGAGUGGGUCGAGGAGCCGGUUGGUGAUGGUACGGAGGCGUCUGGAGCGGUGGAGUGCGAUGCUGUGAGGGUGAAGGAGAGCGACUUGGAAGUGGCGUUGAAGGCGCUGCUGGUUGGAGUGGAUGGGAGGAAGGGGAGCGAGGAGCAGAAUGCAGGCAGUGAGAGAGGUGGUGGAUGGGGCAGUGAGAAGAGCGGCGGGUCGUGCACGAACAAGGGCUUCCCUGGGGGGGAAGGGAGUGAGGGCAGCAGCGGCAGCAACGACAGCCUGCAGUCGUUUCUGAAGGGCAGCAUUGCCAACCCCGACGCUGACCCCGAAGCUGACCCCGAAGCUGACCCCGACGCUGACCCCGACUCUGACGUGGAUGGCUCCACCGCUUUCUCCGCAUUCUCCUUCUGGCUGGACGGCGAUUGCGGCUCGGAUUCCAUGGCGUCGCUGCUGCAGGAGGCAUCCCGGAACGAGGACUUGGGGUCCUUGCUGCAGAAGACACCCCGCAAAGAGGAAGUGCACAUGUCAAUCAUGCCACCCACCAUGGGGGUGAUGGAGUAUGAAGGCAGGCUGGCCAUGGAGCAUGGACACAUGCUCAUGGUGGACGAUCAUGCGGGUUUCUGCCAUGGCAUGGCCAUGCUAGACGCCUCUGUGCCGGCUGUAGCAGCUACAGCCCAUGCUUGCGUAGACUCCCUCGAGGGGCCUGGGGCCGGGAUGUUUCUGCAACAAUCGGAGCUCAUUUUGUGGGAUCUGUAG